Molecule: messenger RNA, 526 nt
Organism: Nannospalax galili (Upper Galilee mountains blind mole rat)
Lineage: Eukaryota; Metazoa; Chordata; Mammalia; Rodentia; Spalacidae
Gene: Dapl1
Product: death associated protein like 1
Exons: 4
Coding region: 32-355 (107 amino acids)
Biological process (GO): cellular response to amino acid starvation; negative regulation of autophagy; apoptotic signaling pathway
Molecular function (GO): death domain binding
Source: RefSeq, a predicted model, not a curated record
AGCAGCAGCAAGACAUUGGCUUGAAGGCACUAUGGCAAAUGAAGAGCAGGUCCUGCUGUCCCCGCUGAAAAGUGGGCAUCCUCCGGCAGUAAAAGCUGGAGGAAUGCGAAUUUCCAAAAAGCAAGAAAUGGGCAUUUUGGAGAGACACACCAAAAAAACAGGAUUAGAGAAAACAAGUGCCAUUGCAAAUGUUGCCAAAAUACAGAUGUUGGAUGCUCUGAACGACACACUUGACAAGCUCAACCAUAAAUUUCCAGCAACAGUUCACAUGGCACAUCAAAAACCCACGCCUGCUCUGGAGAAGGCCCCUCCGCUGAAAAGGAUCUACAUGAUUCAGCAGCCUCGGAAAUGUUAAGCCAGGAUAUAAAAUGCAGCAUUUGGCCAACUUCCUCAAGCAUCUGACAGCUUAGCAAAAAGGACCAACACUUUCUUAGGCCUACUAUAUUCGCUUGGUAAAUAAAACAGCUUUUGUAUCUUCCUUUUUCACUUUAGAUAAUAAAAAUUCCAAAAUUGUAAAUCUAAUACA